GUAAAACUUUUGUUCACCGGUCAAACUUUUGUUCUCUUCCUUCGCAAGUUAGAUAGGGAGAGAUCUUCCCACUUCUCCUUGCCGCACACACUCGAUUCAUAUAUACUCACACACACACACACAUACGUUAUUAUUCUAUCUAUCCGUUUCUAGUUCUACCAUGGGUUCAAUGGCGAUUGAGGAGGAGAAGCAGACGGCGGCCAAGCCUUUCGACGAAGAAGCCGCCUCUGCGGUGGUGAAGGAGCUGAGAGCGUCCUUCGUCUCCGGCAAGACUCGAAGCUAUCAAUGGAGGGUGUCGCAGUUCAAGUGCAUACUCAAGCUCAUCACCAAAAACGAGCGGGAGAUCGUUGACGCUCUCCGCUCCGACCUCUCCAAGCCCGAACUCGAAUCCCAAGUCUACGAGAUAUCUAUGUUAAAAAACUCGUGUAAAUUGGCAAUUAAGGAGCUGAAGAAAUGGAUGAAGCCAGAAAAGGUUAAAACUUCGAUAGCAGUUUUUCCUGCGUCAGCUGAAAUAGUGUCUGAACCGCUUGGUGCUGUACUAGUAAUUUCAGCAUGGAAUUAUCCUUUCUUACUGUCACUUGAUCCAGUUGUUGGAGCCAUUGCGUCUGGUAAUGUUGUGGUUCUUAAACCAUCAGAACUUGCUCCAGCCUCAUCGUCAUUGCUUGCAAAACUAUUAGGUGAAUAUAUGGAUAGCUCUUGUAUAAGAGUCGUUGAGGGGGCUGUUGCUGAAACAUCUGCACUGUUAGAGCAAAAGUGGGAUAAAAUAUGUUACACAGGAAAUGCAAGAGUGGGACGUAUAGUGAUGGCUAGUGCUGCAAAGCACCUUACACCUGUUCUAUUGGAGCUUGGAGGAAAAUCUCCUGUUGUUGUUGAUUCUGGCAUUAACUUACAAGUUGCUUGUAGGCGAAUAAUCGUUGGUAAGUGGGGGUGUAAUAAUGGACAGGCUUGCAUCUCCCCUGAUUAUAUCAUAACAACAAAAGAUUUUGCUCCUAAGCUGGUGGAUUCUCUGAAACAAGAAUUGGAGAACUUCUAUGGAAAGAAUCAACUAGAAUCAAAAGAUUUGUCUCGUAUUGUGAAUCCUCAUCACUUUGCUCGCUUGACGAAGCUCUUGUAUGAGGAUAAGGUUUCUGGAAAGAUCGUCCAUGGAGGUGAAAUGGACAAAACCAACUUGAGGAUAGCUCCUACCAUCUUGCUCGAUGUUCCACAAGACUCUUUGAUCAUGAGUGAGGAAAUAUUUGGCCCUUUGCUUCCCAUUCUCACGGUCGACAAAAUGGAAGACAGUUUUGAUUUGAUAAACUCAGGAACAAAGCCUCUUGCUGCGUAUUUGUUUACCAACAAGAAGAAGCUGAAGGAGCACUUUGUAAAUACCGUCUCUGCCGGUGGUUUGGUUGUCAAUGACACUACCAUACAUCUUGCUGUUCCCUCCUUGCCUUUUGGAGGAGUUGGGGAAAGCGGAAUGGGUGCGUACCAUGGAAAAUUCUCUUUCGACGCUUUUAGCCAUAAGAAGGCAGUUGUUUAUCGAGGUUUCUUCGGUGAUGCUUCCAUAAGAUACCCACCAUACACAAAGGGGAAGCUAAGAAUUCUGAAGGCUCUUAUCAGCGGUGGCAUAUUAAGCAUAAUCCGCGCUCUGGUCGGAUGGCCUAAGGCUUAAGAGAAACUAGGAUCUGGCUUUGCUCAUGUGAUUGCUUCUUUCGGUCAGAUUUAUGGAAGUCUUUCGUCGUACAAUAUACAAAUAUGGUUCUGAUUUCAAUUUGGACAAAGGCUUGAUUAUUUAUGGAAAGGGAGAAUGGAAAUUGUAAAAGUUGGUGGUAAAUAUCAUAAAUUGAUAUGUUUAAAUGUGUUUGUGAUUGUAUCAUACUAUCAUGUUCCAAAGCUGAAGCGUUUCGUUGUUUUA
Pyrus x bretschneideri (Chinese white pear) is the source of this 1894-nucleotide messenger RNA. RefSeq names its product aldehyde dehydrogenase family 3 member H1-like. Gene Ontology annotation, biological process: aldehyde metabolic process. Gene Ontology annotation, molecular function: aldehyde dehydrogenase (NAD+) activity. The record is from RefSeq and is a predicted model, not a curated record. The coding region runs from base 161 to 1651 and encodes 496 amino acids. Gene Ontology annotation, cellular component: cytoplasm. Lineage: Eukaryota; Viridiplantae; Streptophyta; Magnoliopsida; Rosales; Rosaceae. The transcript has 10 exons.